Molecule: messenger RNA, 1516 nt
Organism: Oncorhynchus tshawytscha (Chinook salmon)
Lineage: Eukaryota; Metazoa; Chordata; Actinopteri; Salmoniformes; Salmonidae
Product: transcriptional regulator DEF1-like
Exons: 5
Coding region: 84-1421 (445 amino acids)
Source: RefSeq, a predicted model, not a curated record
CUGGCAAAUAUAGUAAAAGGGAUAUUCUGGUAGGACGUAUGCCUACCAUUAGUUCUGAAUACUGGUGAGGUUUUGAGGGAAAAAUGGCCGUGAUGAUUGGAAUCGCUUUCAGCGUUUCUUGGCUUUGUUGCCUGCUAAUUGGAGGGAUAACGUGUUCUACAUCAGAAGGUGAUUGGUCUCCUGCACUGGAUUCUAAUGCAGCAUGGCUCUAUGCAGGAUCACUUCGGUCUCUAGGAUAUGGCAAUUAUAAAUCUCAAAUGCAAGCGCAGCAGAAACAUCCGGCCGCCAUCCUGCGGAAAGAACUGGCCCCCAUGUCCCGGCAACCUCAGCAAGUGUGGUAUCCAGGUCAAAUGCCCCUGCAUCAGAAGCAACGUGCCGCAGAAGCUCAGCAGCAGAGGCAAGCGACAACUGUGCCCCAGCAAGUGUGGCAUCAAGCUCACAUGCUGACAGAACCACCGACCGCCGUGCCCCAGCAAGUGUGGCAUCCUAAUCAAAUGCUGCAGAAGCAAUCACCCGCCUCGCCUCAGCAAGUGUGGCAUCCUGCUCAAAAGCCCCUGCAGCAGAAGCUACCGACCGCCGUGCCCCAGCAAGUGUGGCAUCCAGCUCAAAUGCAGCAGAAGCAACCGACCGCCGUGCCCCAGCAAGUGUGGCAUCCUUCUCAAAUGCCUCUGCAGCAGACGCAAACGACCCCCGUGCCCCAGGAAGCAUGGCAUCCUGCUCAGAUUCCCCAGCAGAAGCAACUGGCCCCUAUGCCUCUACUGCAGAAGGAACCAACCACCAUAGCCCAGCAAACUCAGCAGGUGUGGCAUCCAGCUCAAAUGUCCAAGAAUCGAACAGCCACUGAACCUCAGCAGAAGCAACCAUCCACCACGCCCCAGCAAGCGUGGCAUCCAGCUCAAAAUCCCCUGCAGCAGAAGCAACCGGCCACUGAACCUCAACAGAAGGAGCUGACCGCCAUGCCACAGAAGCUACAGGCCUCCAUUCUCCAGCAGCCUCCGCUUGUGUGGCAUCCAUCUCAAUUUCCCCAGCAGAAGGAACUGGCAGUCGAGCCUCAGCAAGUGAGGUAUCCAGCUCAAAUGGCCCAGCAGCUACCCAACCCCAUUCAUCAGCAAUUAUGGCAUGUAGCCCAAAUUUCCCAGCAGCAACUGGCCCCAUUGUCUCAACAGAAGCACUACGAAAGCACUGAAGAUGCCUCUGGUAGUUCUCAGGCCAGCAUUGAACAGUCAGGUGUCAUCCCCAUCUCUUCCUACAGUUCCAAAUCGCACUACAAGAAUGGCAGAACUGUCUUCUCCCAAAUCAGCUACACUCCUAGGGAGGCAAUGCCUGUUGACAGUGGAAAUGCUCCCAAGGACGGUUAUGUUAGCAUUGGUGCACCAAGCAUAUAUCCAACACUAGUGAAGGAUUCUGCAAGAAAAAUAUAAUGGAUUCAUCCUCUAGAAGCUCUAAUGACCAGGAAGUUGCUGGUGCUCUUGCUACUCUAGUGUGACGGAAUCAAUAAACAACUUACUUUAAAAAA